Molecule: messenger RNA, 2241 nt
Organism: Meloidogyne enterolobii
Lineage: Eukaryota; Metazoa; Nematoda; Chromadorea; Rhabditida; Meloidogynidae
Source: the annotation of a GenBank genome assembly
UGUAUAUUAAUGAGCGACCAAGAAAAAGCUUCGGAAUUACUUGAAAUGGCUGAACUUGUUAGAAAAUGUUGUGAUUAUUUUGAAGACUGCACCCCAGAACCAAGCUCUAAAUUCCCUGUUUGGUUUUUCUCUACAAGUGAAUGGUUGAUCUCUGACCUUUCUGAAUUAAUGGCCCUCUUUUUGUCAAUAUUUCAUAGUGACCCUUUAAGUUAUGGCCAAAAAGUCUGUGCAGCUGUUGGCUUUUGGAUCCGUAAUUUCCCUGUUCAUUUCCAAUAUGAUGCAAAUCCUCAGCUUUAUCGUCUUUUAGAAAGACUCAAAAAAUUAGCGAUGGCUAAUAAUUUUAUUCCUUUACAAGCUGUGGAUGAAUUACUUGAUAUUUCCUCUAUUCCUUCAUAUGCAUGGAUAAGAAACCCUUCAGCUAGAAACCCUCCACUUUCAUCUACUCACCUCCAAGUUUCUUCAUUCUGCCUUAUAGAGCAUUGGUCUGCUGAAGAAAUUGCUAAAGCAAUGUCAAAUAUUGAACACAAAGUUUUGAGUAGAAUAACUACUGGAGAAUUAAAACAAUAUAUAAAAAUUGGAAAAAUAUCAAGUGAAACACAACUUGAGAGGUCUAUUGCUUCUUUUAAUUGUUUUUCUGGUUGGGUUCAAGCAACAAUUCUGCUAAAAAGAACUCCACAAGAAAGAGCUUCUGUAAUUGAAAAGUUUAUUAAAGUCGCAAAAUGUUUACGUCAACAAAACAAUUUCAAUACUUUGAUGGCUGUUAUUGGCGCAAUAACACAUUCAAAUAUUGCUAGACAUACACAAACACAAUCACUUCUAAGUUCUACAACUAAAAAAGAAUUAAAUUCAUUAACACUAUUACUUUCUGCUAGCAAUAAUUACGCAAAUUAUAGAAAAGCUUUAAGAGAAGCAAAUCAACAAUUUAGAAUUCCAAUAAUGGGUGUUCAUUUAAAAGAUUUAAUUGCUUUUUGGCACAGUGCUAACCUUGAACAAUUUGAAGAAACAAGGAAAAUAUCUGAGAGAUGUCUAAGCCAAUUAGCCUAUUUACUUUCCAAUUUUCUGAGUGUUAACAGAACUCCGCCCAAUUUUGGUAAUGCAAAUUCAGAUUUAGUUAAUGCUUUAAAGAAGGUGCUAUUUGAUACAAUAUAUAAUGAACAUGAGCUUUACAAUUUGUCAUUAAAAAGAGAACCUAAAGCACAUGAUAAUGAACUUUUCUUAAAUAAUAACCAAAAUAAUAUAACAUCACAUUCAGCAAUUGAUAUAAGAAUAGAGGAAACUACAAAAGAACCCUUAAAAGAAACAAAAAUUUCUUCAAAAAUCCCUCCUCCUUCCCCAAAAUUUUUAGUAGAAAAUUCAAAAAAUAAUAAUUUUAAACAAAAACAGCAACAACCAUUCAUUGAUUUGGAUGAUUUCGAACAAUUUAUUAGUGAAUUUAAUUUAAAAAGUAACCAACAACAACCAUCAACAAGUAAUGAAAAUAAUUUAAAUAAUCAGAAUGAAGAAACAACUAAUAAUAAUAAAACAAAACAUAAAUGGAUAGAAUGGCAUUUUCUAACACCAACAAAUUGUUUUAAUUGCAAUAAAAAAUUAUGGAUGAGAUAUGGAAGUAGAUGUUCACGUUGUUUAAUAUUCGUACAUGAUCAUUGUAAAGAAAAACUUCCAAAUUCAUUAGAAUGCCAUCGUCAACAACGUCCACCACUUCAACAUCAACAACAUUUACAAGAAGAGAAUGAAACAAAACAAAAAGAAUCAACAACAAAUAAUUCAAAUAAAAAAAGUAUAACAGCUAAUUAUAUGACUGGAUGGAUGAAUGCCCUUCUUUCACCUCGUUUUGAAACUUUAGGACCUUCAAGCUUCUUUGGAACUACUCGAACGGGGAAUUAUACCCAAAGAGGUGGUGGACGUUAUAGAACAUCAUCUAGUAGCGAUGCCCCCUCACGAGAAGCGUUAAAACAAAAUAUCUCUUCCAGAAAUGAAAAAACAAUACAUGAACAGGGUGGUAAAAAAUUGAAAAAUAUUUGUAAAUUAAUGGGAAGUAAUAAAACAUCUACUACUGGAACGGCAAAAGAAAAGUGUAGACAACAAAGAAGUGCAGAAAUUAUUUGUGAAAAUUCUUCAAAACAAGAAAUAAAAAAAGACGAUAGAAAUUCUUCUGCUCAAAAUACUUCGCGUGCAACUUCUUUAGAUCAAAAAACGUCUAUUUUAGCUACUGAAGAAUUUUUUGAAGAUUAUAAAGAAUAA